AUGAUCUCUUCAAAUCUCACCAACUUCAGAUGGCAUCCGACCCGACCAACAAACCCCAAAGAUCGUUCUGGUAUCGAUCAUGUUGUCAUUGCUUUCGCCAUGGCCAACGCAACUGCCUCUUUUCAGCCAAAAGUUCCCAUCUCGACCAUUCGUUCAGAGUUUCCAGGCGCAAAGCUCAUGAUCGCAGUUGGUGGGUGGGGUGAUGAUGUUGGUUUUCUCCAAGCUUCAAAGACGGAUGCCGCAAUUGCCCAAUUUGCUGCUGAUGUAGGUACCAUGCUUACAAACACCGGUGCUGAUGGGGUUGAUAUCGAUUGGGAAUAUCCUGGUGGCAAUGGCGGUGACUACAAGGAAGUACUCAACUCGGAUAAGGCUUAUCAAAUCGAGGCCUACCCCAAAUUUCUGGCCGCGAUCCGUGCAGCGAUUGGAAACAAGCUUCUCUCGAUUGCUGUACCUGGCAAGAAAGGUGACAUGAUUGCCUACACGAAAGAGACUGGCCCGAAGAUAUGGCGCUCUGUCGACUUCAUCAAUGUCAUGUCAUACGACCUCAUGAACCGUCGUGACAAUGUCACAAAGCACCACUCCUCGGUCGUCGAUUCUGCUGCCACCAUUGAGCGUUACCUCGCCAUUGGUGCUCCACCAGAGAAGCUGAACCUCGGCUUCGCAUACUAUGCAAAAUACUUCACGACAAAACCUGGUUGCACAUCCAACCCACCACUUGGCUGCCCCAUCGUCCUUGCGGAGGAUCCAGUCACUGGUAAGGACACGCUGACCUCGGGUGCCUGGACUUUCGAGCCCUCACACAUGAAGCCCGUCGAUGCGUCAGCUUUGACCGUGUCUUACGAUGGCUGCUGCUCCCAAUACGGCAACUGCGGAAACUCUCCCGAACACUGCUCCGGUGCUUGUCAACACGCCUUCGGCACCGGCUGCACCGACCCUGACGUCGCUGGCUCCUGGCAAUCUGCUCUUGCCGGCGGCAUGACGGACAACCGAGCGGGCGGUCAGUAUUUCUUUGAUACUGAAAACAACCUGUUCUGGACAUGGGAUACACCCGCUCUCAUCUCGCGCAAAUUCGACGACAUUGUACGCAAGUACAAACUCGGUGGCGUCAUGGCUUGGAGCCUGGGAGAGGACAGUUUCGACUGGAGCCAUAUCAAAGCCAUGGCAGACGAGCUGGAGAAGGGAGGAUACGGAAGUGGUGAACCUAGUGCACAGUCAAGCCAGCCCAAGAUUCCCACAGGCUCGGAUUCAGCCCCCCUCGAACAAGGCCCCGUUGAUCCCCAGGCCCCAAAUAUCGCCAGCGCGCCAACGCCAUCUGCAACGUUCGACGUCGUCUGGGUCGACGGCACAUCCGAGGGUCCAGCAGGUGAUCACGCCACCCAACCCGGCUCACCAGAUACAUUCGUCGCCAGCCAACAACAGAACGAACAAGCAUCCACACCACAGCAAAAGAACCCCCUCCCUAUCCCCAUCCCCAUCCAGCCCGCCUCGCCAUCCCCCUCCACCCGCACCCGCAGGCCUCGUCCCCGCCCGCGUCCGCGUCCGCGUCCUUCUCCACGACCCCUCCGCCGCCCGCGCCCCUCCCCCCUCCGCAAACCCACCCCCAUCCUCCCCGCUGCUCCCUCCAACACAGUCAUCCUCGCUUCCCCCGCGCAAACCGCCAGUUCCGUGCUUCCGUCCCCGAGCUUCAAUGCUCUGCCCUUCAGUCCGGAGUUUCUGGCUGCACUGGGAGGGGAGGAAGGGCGGCGCCGCGAGUUACACCGGCGCCAAGGGGGAGGGGUGGAUUUGGAACAGGAAGGCGGCGAGGGCGCCGCGGAGGAGGAGGGGGGAGAAGAGGAAGGUGAGAGGGUAGGGGGAGGGGAAGAUUCUGGAGGCGAGAGAAGAGGAAGGUUGUUAGAUAGGGGAGGGUGUGGAGAUGAGGCAGGGCAAGAUUUUGGAGGGGAAGGGUUAGAAGAGAGGGUUUAG
Parastagonospora nodorum SN15 is the source of this 1962-nucleotide messenger RNA. RefSeq lists its product as hypothetical. Lineage: Eukaryota; Fungi; Ascomycota; Dothideomycetes; Pleosporales; Phaeosphaeriaceae. Gene Ontology annotation, cellular component: extracellular region. The record is from RefSeq and is a predicted model, not a curated record. Gene Ontology annotation, biological process: carbohydrate metabolic process; chitin catabolic process. The transcript is spliced from 6 exons. Gene Ontology annotation, molecular function: chitinase activity; chitin binding. The coding region runs from base 1 to 1962 and encodes 653 amino acids.